Messenger RNA from Amblyraja radiata (thorny skate), 8310 nucleotides. RefSeq names its product jumonji domain containing 1Cb (gene jmjd1cb). Gene Ontology annotation, molecular function: histone H3K9 demethylase activity; transcription coregulator activity; chromatin DNA binding. Gene Ontology annotation, cellular component: histone deacetylase complex; chromatin. NCBI's taxonomy places the organism in Eukaryota, Metazoa, Chordata, Chondrichthyes, Rajiformes, Rajidae. Gene Ontology annotation, biological process: regulation of transcription by RNA polymerase II. The record is from RefSeq and is a predicted model, not a curated record. The coding region runs from base 279 to 7568 and encodes 2429 amino acids. The transcript has 26 exons.
CGACGGGACGGCCGAGGCGGCCCCCUGAGCGGCGCCUCCUCCACUUUACCGAGCUCCUUUCUGGCUGAUUUUUUAAUCUCCCUCCCCCAACACAUACUCCCAUUGUGCUUUUUUUUUUCUUCCUUUCUCUCCUCGUUCUUGACCAAUCUCAGCAAGAUUGAUUUUGGGGAGAAAGACAGACAGAGCGAGAGCGAGAGAAAGAAAAAUGUCAGUUGGGUGAAGUGUAUUUUCUUCGCAUUUCGCGAGCUUGAAGCAGGGGAAGGGGAGACGAGGAGGACAUGGCGGCGGGUCCGCGGAUGGAACUGGUCGGCAAGCGUUUCGUCUGCGUGGGUGACAACGGCUGUGAGUUGGACGUGUUGAGAAUCCAUGAAUGGGAAUGGCGAGCCGGGGUGAUCAGGGCCGUCUCUUACAGGGAGCCCUCCAACAGUGAACUGUCGGCUUAUGUGGAAUUUGAUGAUCUAGAAUGGGAAAAACGUGAAUGGGUUAAAGUUUAUGAAGACUUCCAGAUUUUUUUGGUGGAGCAUCAGCUGGUCUGGGCUAAGAAAAAGAACUCGAGCCUGUCUCAGGGAUCAAAGAAUAAGCAGAUUCAGUGGCCAGCUUUGACAUUCAAGUCUGUUGUGGGAAAGACUGUGCUUCAUUUACUGAUCGCAGUGGAAUUCUUUGUGGAUAAACAACUGAAUUUUAUACCUGGGGAUAGUGCCUUCCAGGUCUACCAGGAUGAUAUAGACAGUCUGAGCCCAGUUCUCAGGGACAACCCCCCGCUUCAUGAAGAAGUAAAAGCCUGGGUUAAAGAACAAAAGGUUCAGGAAAUUUUUAUGCAAGGUCCCUAUUCAUUGAACGGCUAUAGAGUACGAGUGUACAGGCAAGAUUCUGCCACCCAGUGGUUCACUGGUAUCAUUACUUACCAUGAUCUUUUAAGUCGCACUAUGAUCGUGAUGAAUGACCAGGUGCUAGAACCACAGAAUGUCGAUCCUUCUAUGGUACAAAUGACUUUUUUGGAUGAUGUUGUUCAUUCUCUGCUGAAAGGUGAAAACAUUGGCAUCACAUCAAGACGAAGGUCUCGCUCUAAUCAAAACAGUCCUGCAGUUCAUGGUCAUUACACCCGUGCUCAAGCCAAUAGCCCACGAUUGGCGAUGAAUUCCCAGAAUUUAUCAGGGAAGCAGAAUCAGCAGCAACAACGAAUGAUCCGUUCAAAUAAAAGGAAAGAAUCUGAUUGUAGCAUUCUGGAAGAAACUAAAACGGAGGAUAAAUGUGAAAACCCUGUCAAAGAAGAAUCUUCAAAGAGCAAAGCAAAACAGUCGGUUAAUAAAAGGAGAAAGCCAGUUGAAGAUGAAAAGCAAGUGACUUCAGAAAGACUGAGAACAAAUAAUAAUUCGGACACUGAAAGCAGCGAGUCUGAAAAUUCUGUGAAUAAAGUCAUCUUAGAUUCUUCGUCUGAGCAGAGUUCAGAAACUGAAUUGCCAAACACGAUAACACUGGAUGAUAAUAAAGAUGAAAAUAUCUUGCAGAAAAAACAGGAAUCUGGGGAAAAGAUGGUAAUUGAUAAUUCAGCUCUCUGUAAUAAGAUUAACAAGGAGAAUGAAACUCAAAGACCUGAACUAGUUGACAAUAAAAUUGAUCUCCAUAAGCCGAAAGUUGAUAGUCAACAAAGCAUAAAAUCCCAAGAAGUAACUGGUGGGUGCAUUGUAGAAGUAAUGACGACUAGUGAAUCUGUGGAGCCAUAUCCAUAUAAGCUGUUAAAUUGUUCUGAACAGAAAUCUUUAAUUGGUAUCAGUGAUGGAAUUUUAUCAAACAAUGUGCUUCAGGAAGCUGUUGAUACCUGUUCCCUCAGUCUCGCAUCGCAGAAACUGGAAGUUGACACUCUAAAUCCAACACAUACAGUUUCAAAAAAACACAAAUCAGAUAUUCAAAAAUCAGAGGUAGAUGUAGAUCUGAACAGAAUUAACAAAAAAGUCAAAUCUCAAGUUGAUGAAUUUUCAGUUGUUAAUGAUUACAAUAGUGGUUUGGAAAAAGAAAAAGCAUCUAAUGCUUCAGGACCACAAUCCAAUCUUCCUGUUCAUGCUAUCAACAAAAUCAGUAAACCAAAUAAAGCGACCACUUCACCUGAAACACUGAAGCCUGAAAUAUCUCAUCCUCGCAGCCUAGCUGCUUCAGUUUCCAGGCCAACUGCAAGGUAUAAAAAUGAGUCAAGACUCCAACCUUUGGGUGCAAGAACAAUUGUGGAAACGACAAGAAGCCCUUUAAUUGUUGAUAAAAAUGAACAUUUUACUGUAUACAGGGAUCCUGCUUUGGUUGGACCUGAGGCAGUAACAAAAUCGUUGUCACCAUAUUUGCACCCGCAUCAUCACCCACUUCACACUUCAUCACAUUCAACUUGUUUGACCACAAAUAGCUCUCAUUUAUCUGUAAGAGUGUCAUCACAUAAAUCUGCCGGAUCUCCACAGACUUCUGGUUCUAAUGAUGCCCGAGCUCUCAACAGUGCCCUUUCCCACUCAGUUCAUUCUUCCCAUCUCCUUCCUAAAGUAUUACCAGGAAUUCCAUCAGCAUCUUUGGUGUGUGGGCAUUUAGAUACUGUGCAUGCAAGAAAUUUAAACCCUUUAGCGCUGGCACAUUGUCAGCAACAGUUUUUACAGCAGCAAUCAUCUCAGCUCCUUGGCCGGACCCAUCCAUCUACUCCUUAUAAUCAUCUUGGACUCUAUCCUGUUAUCUGGCAGUAUUCAAAUGGCACUAAUCUGUCUUCGGGUCUAAGCUUGACCUCAUCUAAGUGGAUUCACCCUGAAAACUCAGUGAGUGCUGAAGCUUUUAGGAGGAAUGCAUCCUGUCCUUGGCUACCUCAGCACACCUCUAUGAGCUCAACUGAUGGUCUGGGAUUUUUAAACCACAUUCCUGUUCGUCCUGCCAGUGCUGAACCUCAUCGACCCUCGAAACUGGCCCCGCCUUCUAGUCCACCUUUGUCUAAAUCAACUGGAAAUCAUCAGAAAGAAGAAAUUGACAAGAAAACUGUAAUUGAUUCAUUCCAUUCUGUUACUUCUGCUCAAAUGAAGCUUGAAUUUAAUCAUGAUGGACAUUCACACGGAGUGGAAAGCCAGCUGACCCAAGGAUUUAUGAACACCGUUCUUUGUCAGAAUAAGCCAAAAAGAUCACUCCCGGAACAAAUUGACAGUCACAAUAUGUAUAAAGAAGAGAGUCGUAAGAUUCUGCAGGAGAGCAUUGAAGUAGCUCGUCUUGCUUCCACAGUCAAGCCAAAUGAAUGUGUGAAAUAUGGCCUUUCUAGAAUUCCAUCUUUGCCUACUGAUUUAAAACCCCAGAACAUAAAACAAGAUAGAGAAACGAAGUAUUAUGCAAUCCAACUUUAUGCAUCAAAGAACUCGGUACCUCAUUCUGUGCCCCAGAGCAACUAUUUUACUACUUUGUCAAACAGUAUUAUAAAUGAGCCACCUCGGUUAUAUCUGUCUAAAGAUGCAUGUCCUUAUGCUGAGAAAACUAAUUCUUCAACCCAUGCUCUCCUUUCCUAUAAUAAGACUCUUUCCAAACCGCCUCCACUUAUUAAGCAUCAACCUAAAGGUGAGGGAUCAGGUGGCAAACAUACAGAACAGUUUUCCCAUCAGGUGACUUCUCAGAAUGCCAUCUCAAAUACAUCUGAUCACAGGGGAACGACAGAACAGUUGCCAGUUUUGCCAUCAAAUUCUAUGAGAGGUAUGCCAUCUCUGCAAAGAGCCCCUAUUUACCAUCAUCCAUCUCAUCACAUUAUGGAACGGAAGGAAGGUAAUUACCGCAAUCUGUCCCCACCGACCUUAACUCCAGUACUCCCUGUCAAUGCGGCUAAGCUUUCUGAUUUGCAGAAACCUCCAACUUUAUUGCCAGAGCCAAGGCCCGGAGUAAAAAAUUGCACAAACAAUCAAACAAUCGCUUCUAAUGACAGCUGGAACACUAGUACAGGAUUUAUUCGUAAGCCUGUUUGCCAUUUGGAAAACAGAAACAGCGAUGUAAUACAAGUUCCCCCAGCAUCUGUAAUUGUAAGACCAUCGUCCACAGUUAAGCAUGAAAUUAAAGCCGAAAUUCAAUGUAAUGCCAAGGAUUCUGCACGGUUAGUAAGGCAAACAAAUUUAUUUGAUUCAAAAUUCAAAGAAGUAUGUAAAGUUAUAUUGCCUAACUUAAACUUGGAUACUGCAAGUGGAGAACAUGAGAAAAAGUUAAAGAUUUUUCUUCCAGACAACAAUUCAAGCUUCAGUACUGUCACCAACUCUUUCAAUAAUAGCAGUGCUUGCCCCUCAACUUCUGUAGCCACACCAAUUAACAUUGUAAGUGGCGAAGAAACAAAUACAACCUCAUGUCAAUCGUACACCCCAGUCAAUAGUAUAGCAGGACAAAUUAUUCCCAAAUCUUCAGAUCGUUUCAAAACACAGGUACAAGAAUGCAUGAUUGAUACCACAUCUACUGCAAUUUGUUUAGCAGUUGCUGCAAGAACAGGAAGCACUGUGCAAAGUGACACAGGAAUCUCAAGCACAACUGAUUAUUACCAGUUGAAGAAACACAAAGCAGCGCUGGCUAUGGCCUUCUCUGGAAGUACUCUUCCUAAUAACAAUGAAUCUGCAAGUCUUAAAUAUUAUAAAAGUUCAGUAUCUCUACCUCCCAAAAAUACUGGAACAUUAGGUUUAUUUUGUAAAGUAAAUUCUGUCACUAAUGGUCAGAUUCCUCAAUCCAAUCAACCGAGUUUUCACACAAAACUGAAAAAAGCUUGGCUAACUAGACAUUCUGAAGAAGACAAAAACACAUGUAAAAUUGAAAAUUCAGGGACUACAGGGAAUGAUGCAAAGAAGCCAAUUACGAUUAAUUCUUCGGCUUCCACAACAAAUGAUGUAGACAAGAAGGCUCAACCUGAUGAAGGGAAAGGUGAGCAGGAAGAAAGAAAACCCAGAGGAACAAAAAGAACUUAUGAAUCUGAUGUGUCAGAUGACUUCGAUGUAUCAGAUGAAUUUGAACAUAAAUUGGAGCACCGUGUCAAACGCCAACCCAAACCAACCUACAAAAAGAGACAAAAUGACCUGCAAAGACGAAAAGCUGGAACUGAGAGGGAGGACGUGGAAAUAAAGCCAAAUGGCACAUUGUAUAGGAAUACAAAGGAAAAGAAAAAUAAACUUCAGAGCAAUGGUUUACCACGCUCUGUCUUAAAAGACUGGAGGAAAGUUAAAAAGCUCAAGCAGUCUGGAGAAUCUUUUCUGCAAGAUGGUUCAUGCUCUGAGAUAGCCUCAAAUCUUCAAAAGUGCAGGGAAUGUCGUAUGAUUCGUUAUAGAAAAAAUGAGGAAUUCAGUCAUUCAGCUGUAUUCUGCAGAUUCUACUACUUUCGCCGACUAGCAUUCAGUAAGAAUACAGUACUAAGGGCAGACGGGUUUUCAACUCCUGACCAGUAUGAUGAUGAAGCAGUAAACUUGUGGUUACCGAGAUAUACCACAAAUCUGAAUUUGGACACCGAAUCUUCCAAAUAUAUAUUGAAAAAUGUUGGAGAUAAAUUUUGUCAAAUAGAGAGAUCUGAGAAGACUGCUAUGACAUGGUUUAAACCAGAUGCCAAACUAGCCUGGAAGAGAGCAGUAAAAGGAGUUCAAGAAAUGUGUGAUGCCUGUGAAGCCACACUGUUUAAUAUCCAUUGGGUUUGCCAGAAAUGCGGAUUUGUGGUCUGUUUGGACUGUUAUGAAGCAAAGGAAAGACGGGGUUCCAAAGCUGUUAAAGAAAUUUAUGUCUGGCUGAAGUGUGUCAAAGGUCAAGUUCAUGAUCCAAAGAGCCUGAUGCCAACACAGAUUAUCCCUGGUUCUGUUUUGACAGAUAUUGGAAAGGUAGUGCAUUCCAUCAAGGACAGUUGGAACAUUUCUGCAGGUUAUUUUAAGGAACAAAAUGUACAGCCUUCCAAGCUCUCUACAACAAAUGGAGUUUUGCAGUGUGUCCUAAAUCGCAGCACCAUCAACUCAGUGGCUAAACAACUUUCAACAUCGGAGAACCCAGAGGCUAAUGACAAUUCCAACAGCCCUAGGAUCCACAUCAUUGCGGAAGAAAACAAAGAAUUGUUCAUGUCCAAGGCAGUGAAUGUUGAAAUAAACCAAAUGGAUAAGACAGAGAAUUGCAAAACGGCUGCCACGAAUGAACCGGGGUCAACUCUGCGGGAUCUACUUACUGCAACAGCUGGCAAAUUGCGAUUAGGCUCAACUGAUGCUGGUAUUGCCUUUGCCCCAGUGUUUUCUGCAGAGACACCUAUUGGCAGAGGUGCAAGAAGCAUGCCGAAUCUCUUAGAUGAUAUAAUUGCAUCAGUUGUGGAAAAUAAAAUCCCAGCAAGUAAAUCGGAGAAAUUGCAUGGGAAAGAAGAAACAAAUCAACAUUUGCAAAAAGAAAUUAAAAACUUAAAUUUAGGUUCCAUCAGCAAGAAUCAUCCUGAAGAAUCAUAUUCUUGGCUUUGUGGGGGAAAUGUACUGUGGCUCCAAGAUUCUGGAAAUCCCAGCAAUUGUAAGAUAUUCAGAGAAUGCUGGAGACAAGAACAGCCUGUUCUUGUGUCUGGAGUGCACAAAAAACUAAAUUCCAACAUUUGGAAACCUGAAAGCUUCAAUGAGGAUUUUGCAGACCAGAAGGUCGACCUAAUUAACUGCAAAGAUGGCAGUAUCGUAUCCGGUGUGAGAAUUCAAGACUUCUGGGAUGGUUUUGAAGAUUUAACGAAGCGAUUGAAGUCUAAGAAUGGGGAAUCUUUAUUGCUGAAGCUCAAUGAUUGGCCUUCUGGUGAAGAUUUCAAAACCAUGAUGCCUUCUAGGUAUGAUGACUUUAUUAAAAAUUUGCCACUGUCACAAUAUUGCAAUCCUGAAGGAAAUCUAAAUCUGGCAUCCCGGCUACCGAAUUUCUUUGUUCAACCAGACCUAGGGCCGAAACUGUAUAGUGUUUAUGGACAAACAUCAGUGAAAGAACAUGGAACUACUAACCUCCAUCUAGAUGUUGCUGAUGUAGUCAAUGUCCUUGUCUAUGUAGGAGUACCAAAAGGGAAUGGAAACAAUCACAGAGCAGCUAUCUUGAAAAAAAUGGAAGAAGAAAUUGAUGAAAGCACAAAGAAGAGAUUGAAGAACAGUAAUGAGACUCCAGGUGCUUUGUGGCAUAUCUUUUCAACUAAAGAUACAGACAAAAUAAGGGAGUUUCUGCAAAAGGUUAAUGAGGAAUUGGGUCAAGAGUCACCUGAACAUGAUCCACUCCUUGAUCAGAUCUGUUACCUGGACAAGAAAAUGCGCCAGAGGCUCUGCGAAGAAUGCGGAAUACAAUGCUGCUCCAUCUUGCAGUUCUUGGGUGAUACAUUCUUAAUACCAGCUGGGACAUUGCGUCAGAUGCAGAGUAUUUACAGUUGCAUUCAAGUUUCUGAAGACUUUGUGUCACCUGAGCACAUAGCACAGUCUUUCCAUCUGACACAUGAGCUAAGACAUCAGUCAAAAGAUGAGAUAAACUACGAGGAUAAAUUCCAGAUAAAAAAUAUAAUUUACCAUUCUGUUAAAGAUGCUGUGGGAACUCUGAGACUGCAUGAAGAAAAUGCACAUCAAAAGGUUUAGUUUUUUCAGACCAUUGAGAAUUUACAUCACCGUCUUUUAACAUAAGUACCUACAGUGCCAUAAUCACCAUUGUGGCUACUGUAUUUAUUGGCCGGUCUAUCGAAAUUAUUAUAAUUAGAAAAGCGAAAUGUAGCUAUAAUAACCUGCAGAAAAAUAGCACUGUGGUGUUCCAUGUACUAUAUUGUACAUUUUGAAAAUGACAAAUGUAUUUAUUUUUUGAAAAAUUGUUACAGAACUUUAUGCUGUUAUAGAUCUAAUGUAAAUGUGAUUUGUACAGUUUAGUUUGCUAAAAUUGAUAUUUUUCACUACAUUGAGACAGUUACUGUGAAAAGGCAGAUGCAAUUACCAGCAAUGCCUAUUUUUUAAUCGCUGAAUCGCACAGCCAUCCAUGUCAUACCUUAAGGUAUUGCCAAAAGAAGUACACUUUGAAGUUCCUUAUAGGCCAGAUAAUGGAUGGAUAUACUACAUGCAUUAGCUUUUAAUUAACUAUUCAUUGUAACAUUAAAACAUUUACAGUGUUGUAAUUUAUUCAAAAUGUCAUCCUGUUUUGUUAUAUUAGUUAUUGUGAAUCUUUUGCAAGCAAAAUGACUUUUAAAGAAGAAAGUUGAUAUUCUAUGUAAAUACAUAUAAAUAUAUACAUCAAUUAUGUAUUUUUUUAAAGCAUAGCUUGCUUCAAUUUAUUAAAGUACCUGUGUUAUGUGCUUUAUACAUUAAAAUUCAAAGGGGUUUUACAUUUUGAAAU